AUGCGUGCCAACAUCCCGGAUGUAGCAAAAGCUUCACCCGCGCAGAACAUUUGCGCCGACAUGCGCUCAACCACGAACAGCCGCGCGAUGGAUAUACUUCGCGACAUAUGGAACGACAUACCAAACGCGACCAGGAAGCUGGAGGUCCAGGACAAGGGUUACUCAAGACGCGAAAGAGGACAAGACGGGCAGAAGAUGGUUCUAUCUUUUUCUGGCCAGGAACUAGAAGAGGAGUAUCAACUUCCUGAGGAGACUGGUCUCCCUAUAUCGCCCCCUGGCUCGGGUACAGAUCCAACAACUAUCUCAAUCGAUGAAACGGACCCGUUCCUAGCACCUCUGAUUCCGAUCGGUUCUUUUGAACCAUAUGUUGAACCCAUCCCGGGACAAUUUGAUGCAGCCGAUGGGUCAUUCAAUGUUGAGCUGGGAGGGAUAGGCGAUUAUUUUGGCAUGGACACAGCCACCGACUUCAAUCUACCAUUUGCGGCGACUUGUAACUACAACUGGUUGUUUGAUGUGUCCUCCCUCGACGACGCUUUUCAACACUUCGACUCCUCCAUCGGAUUUGAUACAGUUGCCUUUCAAGAAAUGACAGAAAGCAUUCCGAUGGAGGCACCUGAGAAAUAUGACGGCCCCUCGGCGCUUUUGAUGGCGUCUAUAAUGGACAGAGAGCCAUUCCAGCAAUCUACCUCACCCUCCCUUCCCAGCCUUCCCGACCUGGACUGGAUGUCAGGGUCUGCCAUGCUAGAUUCAAACCCUCCACUUCGCCUACCACAGAUAUCAGAAGAAGCGCGAAAGGGGAUCAUGUCUGUUGUAGCACAUGCACACCCGACAAGCAUCGAUGGACAGCCCAUGCUUCUCGAAUCCCCUCUUCUCUCACUAGCUGCGCUCCAAAGCUACAGUGAUCUCUUCUUCAGUCGCUUUAACACGACAUACCCAUUAAUCCACCAACACACAUUCAACCCGAACACAGCAGCACCGGUCUUCCUCGCAUCGGUGCUUUUUAUGGGUGCUACUUACAGCACCCGCGAAGCCCACCAACUAGCAGUCGAAGUCCACGAUACUUUAAGAUGCCAACUACUAUGCCAUCCCGAGUUCUCACCGCAACCCGAUCUCUGGGUCCUACAGACAAUGCUUCUGAUUGACUGUUUUGGCAAAAUGAGGGCUGGCCCGAAACAACGGGAACGAGCACAACUCUUCCAUUGCGUACUCAUCAAACUCAUCCGGCGCAGUAAUUGCUGCAACAUUCGCGGAUUGUCAGCUUUGGAUCAAUCUGCUGAUUUGGAGCAAGUAUGGCGACAAGCUUUGGAUGAGGAACAGCGAAAACGCGUUGCUAUGCAUUGUUUCAUGUGGGAUACACAGCACGCAGUCUUAUUUUCGCAGUCUCUUUGCAUGUCUGCAUUUGAAAUUAGGUCUUCCUUACCUUGUAGCACUGCGGCAUGGGAGGCUUCUUCUGCCCGCGAGUGGGCGCAACAUGCCUUCCGUGAAGAGAACCGUCUGUUCCUUUCUGUGCUGAAGGGGUACAUCACCCCGGCAGCUGUGCCUCGGCCUCGAGAUUUGAACGCCUUUGCUCGUAUCGUUGUUCUACAUGGCUUGAUGUCUGUAUCUGCAGAUCUUAAACGUCGUGAUCAGACAACUCUACGGUCGGAAACACCUGAUCGGGUUGGGGCAUGGACACCACGUAUGGGUCGUUCGUACGAUCUGUGGAAGGUCGACUUUGACUCGGACUGUCUCGCUAUGAAACUUGCACAGACUGUCAGUCCUCGGCAGUUCACGGGACUCAAGAUAUCCGGACAUGCCUUGUAUCACGCCGCAUAUCUCGCAUUGCAUGUUGAGGUCUUAGAUUUGCAGAUCGUCGCUGGUGCACCACACAUCCUUGGGCGCCUCGUCACGGAAGCUGAUCGGGUGCGAUCGCUUCGAAAUAUCACCAGAUGGCUUCAGGAAGACUCUGAACCCCCUUGCACGGCUGCGCGACAGGCCGCAUCCCUCCUACAAGAUUCCGUGUUAAGUCUUCAUGAAUGGGAGCAGGCUGAUUCAUUCCAUUUCCCAUGGUGUUUAUACCUGUGCACGUUAGCUUGCUGGGUUUUCCACCGUGGGCUUGACCUUACAUCUGACGAGAACAGGUCUACGACAGAUUUGUCUUCAUUGAUCGUGAUGAUGACCAACUGUCCUAAUCCGUCUGAAUUAGGAUCGCUAUCUGGCAAGUAUUGUCCACGGCCCCUUGCAGCAGCUAUGGCACAGCAAUUAGCAACAGUUCGAUGGGCAGUUGUACACGACGCGAUGAAAGUUUUAGUAAAUUUAUCUUGA
This is a messenger RNA of Penicillium arizonense, 2304 nucleotides long. RefSeq lists its product as uncharacterized. Gene Ontology annotation, biological process: regulation of transcription by RNA polymerase II; DNA-templated transcription. The transcript has 4 exons. Gene Ontology annotation, molecular function: RNA polymerase II cis-regulatory region sequence-specific DNA binding; zinc ion binding; DNA-binding transcription factor activity, RNA polymerase II-specific. Lineage: Eukaryota; Fungi; Ascomycota; Eurotiomycetes; Eurotiales; Aspergillaceae. The record is from RefSeq and is a predicted model, not a curated record. The coding region runs from base 1 to 2304 and encodes 767 amino acids. Gene Ontology annotation, cellular component: chromatin.